Molecule: messenger RNA, 3264 nt
Organism: Schistocerca americana (American grasshopper)
Lineage: Eukaryota; Metazoa; Arthropoda; Insecta; Orthoptera; Acrididae
Exons: 2
Coding region: 190-882 (230 amino acids)
Source: RefSeq, a predicted model, not a curated record
ACGUCUCACGUCUGUAAUCUGUACUCUGUUCACUGUAGAAGACAGUGUAUGUUUUGGAGAAAAGUGGAACGAAAACGGUGGAAACUGUUAAUGCGUGUUACAUUGUUUACAACAUAAUAAAAAUUAUGUAUCGUGGAUGGAGCGAAUAGUAGUAUUUACUCACACCUAAUUACUACUAAAGUUCGUAAGAUGCAGGAUUGUAAGUUCUAUAUAAGAAGCACAAAUACUGACUUUGUAGAAAAGCAGCGAAACAUAUUAAACUUAAUAAACGCAUUUGAUAAGGAGAAACAUGAAAAGGAAAAGGAAGAUCCUGACAGGAGUUAUCCGGAGUCUAUGGAAGUCGACAGCACAUGUGAAAGAGUGUCACUGAAGAGGAAAAGAUCAGAAACGAAACAUUUCAGAGGUAAAGAGAGUAUUUUUAAGAAACCAAUCGACUUCCCUCCUCGUUUUCGUGUUAGAGAUAUACCAGAUCACCAAAGAAAUCCGCACAAAUGGGUGAAGUAUACUCUCGGGGAUGUGUCGCCAGACGAUAUGACAAAUCAGUCUAAUACAGCUGCUGCUCUGUCAUUUCUUCGAGAGUUGGAAGAAAGGAAACAGAAACAAACUCCAGAAGAUAACAAGGAGGAAGUCAGACGAAUCAUUUUCAAACCUUCACAUCAGGUCGCAAAGAAAGCAAGUGAACAAUUGGUAGAAGAAACUUCGAAUGCAAGUAGAACAGAGAGUUUAAAGACUUCAGUUUUUAGGAGCUCCAAACUCGUGAUGCCAGAAUACGUUGUUGGGAUGGAAAAGAAAACUAGGCCAAAAAAGAUCAAAAAAGACAAUUCUCAAUCAACUCUAAGAAAAGUGUCACUUAAUCACUUGUAUGAAAAUGAAGAUGAAUGAACAGAACACACCGUGUAAUUCCUUGUGCAUAAAUUACGCAUUCAGAUUGUGUGUGUGUGACAUGGAUAUAGUCAAUAUAUGAGUCGUCCUGAAGUAGUAGUGAUUAACAGAUAUUUUGAGUAAGUGAAAUAUGUUAAAGAAACGCUUUUUAAUGCAGAAGUAAACCUGUAUGUAGCAUGUUCAGUCACAUAUUUUAUUUUACCCGACAAGUUGACAGUUUUGAUGCUUGUCUGUAUUUUACUUUCCUGUUUGCCUUUGUGUAAAACUUCCUAAAAUACUGGUAUAGUAGUUUAUCCUACAGAGUCGCACUACAUGUAUUGUUUUAUAAAAGGCAGUUAAAUCACUUUAAGUGGCGCAGGUAGCUUGUAAGUGUUUGCAAGUCAAAAUAGUACCGAAAUAAUGUUGAUUGGAGUUUCUGUUCUUUACCAUCAAAACAAGGAAUUUUUGCAAAAAUGGAGUUAAAUAUUGCUAGAACACCGCCAUUUUUUCAGUUUAUAUGUCAAUUCAAAUGAAAGGUAGCCUAAAUAACUGAUUGUUUGUACCUGGAUUUUAAGCAGACAUAGGCUAUAGGCUAUCGUUGUUUCUCUUGUGUAAUGUUACACAACAUGUCACUUAAAAGAUAAAAUAAAAUAAAAUUUGCAACUGCGAGCUCGUGUGAUAAGAGUCUGCAGAAAUGUGUUAAUAUGGUUAUAAUGGUGAUUCAGCAGACUCUUACAUCAGUUGGCAGCCUAUCACAUUAUAAUUCAAUGUGUGGCAAAUUAGUUUGUUUGUGCUACGUAAAUCUUACAAUAUAAACUUUGCCUUGAUAGCAUUUGGUACAUAACCUUUUAUCUCAAUGGUGCUAAAUGGUUUGGCGUAAGGGAAUGAAGACCUCCUUUAAAAUUGUUUCAGCAAUAAUGAAUGAGAUAAGUGGGAGAAUAAGGUGAAAAUUUGUUUUUCAAUGAAACGCUCAAUCCUUUUUAACUGGGGGACAGUAGUGCAACUUCAAGAAUUUUUACAUGGCCUUCAUAUCAUCUUAUUCAUGGUUUGGAGCAACAUUAGUUUUUCCUCAGCCCCCUGCACUUCUUUCUUUUUUGAUGUCCACCUUAUGGUGAGGAAAUGUGUAUAUGUGGGAAAGCUAGGGAUUAAAACUUGUUUUAAUUAUAGGUAUGUAAACUCGGGUCCAGUUUUAUGAACUGGUUAUUGAUAUCAGUAAGUUACUUUUUUUGGGAUGUAUUACUGUUGUUAGUAUCAUCUUACUACACCUGUUUUUAUAGUAUUCUGUGAGUAUUUCAUUACACUUUUAUGGUCUUUACUUGAAACUUCACACAAAAUCACAAGCUUACAAUUACAAGCAGCUCAUUUAAAUUAAAUGUCAGGUGGAAAAGGCUUUGCAAUUACUAAUACAUACCUUGUUGUCAUUGUGAUGGACACUACCUAGUGGGAUGCCUCGGAGCAUAUCAUAAAUACUUCAGUGCCUAGUGUAAAACCUAAAUUUGGAGAGAAUUUUGGGCCAAUCCUUUUGGCAGUCCUGUCAUUUGCACUGUGACAAUUGAAACUUUCAGAGAUUGAGCAGUCAUUUGACAUGUUUCAUAUUAUGAUUCACUUCAUAACACUACUUUUAGUUUUGCCGUAAAGUACCAGAAAUGUUAACAAAACUUUACACCUAUAUUGAGUUUGCAUCGUUUCGUACACAUCAUUUUAGGUAGUACCGACAUAUUUUUGGUCAGUGGUUAAGACAGCUGAUAGGUGGUGUAUGCCAUUACAUUACCUUUAGAAGUAGUGUGUGUGUGGGCGCGCGCACGUGAAGAAAGUUUCUCACUUUUGAAAGCAAUUUCUCAUGAUUUGUUAGUGUGUGAUGCAACAUGUUUACAUACUAAUUAAUUCUGUAACUCAGUUGCUGAACUUGUCAGUAAAAGCAUACAGAAAGAAUGAAAACUGUACUGAACUGCAUACUUGUAACUUUGAUAUUUUUUGAUUGGUUUGAUAACACUUUCAUCACUUAAGAGUAUAAUAUUUGUAUGUGUAUGACGUAUUGAAUAAUGUUUUAUUCGAAUAAGUAAUUAAUCUGUUAGCUGUAAACUAGGUCCUGAUACCUCGACUCUCCCCCCCCCCCCCCCCCCCCUCCCCCUUACAUUGAACUACUGAGAAGUAUAUUUGUAAUAUUGACAGAGACAGCUUCACUUGAUUUAUCAUUUAUGUGUGUGAUGAGAUACAUUGUUAAGAACCUCAUAAUAAUCAGUUGAGUACUUUCUGUUUUAUGUUCCAUUUUUAUUGAGGAGACUUGCUAUGUUUAUUUUUAUGCAAAAGAAAUUAAUUUCUAGACACUGAUGUAUGAAAUGUAUCAGAUGUGUAUAAAUGUUAGUAAUAAACUCAUAUGUGCUGUAGUAUAUUCAGAAAUAA